AUGCUUACUUCACGUUUCAAUCCCAUUCGUUUAGUACUAUCUUCAUCAGCAGAAGUCCUGUUUGGAUCUAUACUAAUCUAUCAAUUUCGGCUUUUGGAGCGACAAUGGGGAUCAGCAAAGUUUGCUGCCUUUUUCACGCUCUCGUCGCUGAUUUCAACGUGUACAAGUCUUGCGUUUCUUGUCUUGUUCCGUCCAUCUGUAGAUCGCAUUGCUUUGGGACCAUUUGGGUUUAUUGCAGCUUCAACUGUAUUGUACUCGGUACAAGUACCAGCUUCAUACUACUUUAAAUUGUUUGGUAUUGGCUGGAGCGAUCAUUCUUUUAUCUAUAUUCUUGCUAUGCAGCUGGCUUUUAUUUCAUCUCCUUUGUCGAUUUUCGCUUGGGUUGGUGGAAUAAUAGCAGGAGGAAUCUAUACAACAAAUACUGGAAAUAUCAAACAAUGGCGGUUUCCAACAUGGAUACGAUCUAUAGUGUCCUCUUAUAUUUUACCACUUUUAGAAUCUUCCCAUGGCGAUUCCUCAAAUGAUGGAUCUAAUCCACUUUCUACAGCUACUACACCAGCAGAUCAACGGCGUUCUACCUCUACACUUUCUUCCCACAAUGCUUCUGAAGUCAUUGCAGAUCCUCAUCUUGUAGAAACUCUCACUGGAAUGGGAUUCGAGCGCGAGGCUUCCAUCGCAGUACUUGUUCAAGCUCGCAACAACCUUGACACUGCCAUUGUGAUGUUGGUGGAACAUACUUGA
This is a messenger RNA of Batrachochytrium dendrobatidis JAM81, 741 nucleotides long. RefSeq lists its product as uncharacterized. Bases 1 to 741 code for a protein of 246 amino acids. The transcript is spliced from 3 exons. Gene Ontology annotation, cellular component: membrane. The record is from RefSeq and is a predicted model, not a curated record. Lineage: Eukaryota; Fungi; Chytridiomycota; Chytridiomycetes; Rhizophydiales. Gene Ontology annotation, molecular function: protein binding; serine-type endopeptidase activity.